Molecule: messenger RNA, 1624 nt
Organism: Neoarius graeffei (lesser salmon catfish)
Lineage: Eukaryota; Metazoa; Chordata; Actinopteri; Siluriformes; Ariidae
Gene: tigara
Product: TP53 induced glycolysis regulatory phosphatase a
Exons: 6
Coding region: 133-900 (255 amino acids)
Biological process (GO): regulation of pentose-phosphate shunt; negative regulation of programmed cell death; positive regulation of DNA repair
Cellular component (GO): cytosol
Molecular function (GO): fructose-2,6-bisphosphate 2-phosphatase activity
Source: RefSeq, a predicted model, not a curated record
UCGUCACGGCUGGACAGCAACACCACAGCAACCAAGCACGAGAAGGACUGAGCCGGUGGAUUUAAUCAACCGUUUCUUUUUUUACCUCAGAAAUUCCCUUCCUGCUGAGUCAUCUCUUUAUUUAACAGGCGAAUGCUCUCAUUUGGUUUAACAAUAAUCCGUCAUGGUGAGACACAGUACAACAAGGAUGGACUGCUUCAAGGUCAGGGAAUAGAUGCUCCUCUGUCUGAAAUCGGUGUGCAGCAAGCCGAAGCUGUUGGCCAGUACCUGCAAGAUGUUCACUUUACUAACGUUUUUUCCAGUGAUAUGAAACGUGCCAAGAAGACUGCUGAAAUUAUUGUAAGGAAAAAUAAGACAUGCAGCAACCUAGACGUUGUGACAGCUCCAUCUCUUAAAGAGAGGAGCUUUGGUGUUGCUGAGGGAGGCCAAGUGGAGGACAUGAAGAACAUGGCUAAAGUAGCAGGUCAGCCAAUCCCAGAGUACACGCCUCCGGAUGGAGAAACAAUGGAUCAGGUGAAGAUCCGGAUCAGCACCUUCCUUAAAUCUUUGUUCCAGCAGAUGGCAGAUGAGCAUCAAGAUAAAAUAUGUCAAGGUGACGAAGUGCAGCCUGAGGGGCCUCUCGCGGGUCGCCCGGAUGAUGGAGUCCAAAACGUGCUUGCUCAUGCUCUUGUGGUGAGCCACGGUGCCUAUAUGCGGGUGGCGGUUCGCUAUUUCAUUGAGGACUUGGCAUGCACUGUGCCUCCUGGGGCAAACAUGGCUCAGGUGUUCUCAGCCUGCCCAAACACAGGAAUUUGCCGAUUCAUUGUGACUAUAAAAUGUUGUCAUGCAAGCAUUCAGCUGUCUGGCAUGAAGUGUGUUUUUGUCAACCGUCGAGACCACAUUAUGGCUGAGAACAACUAGAGUGAAGUUAUGUGGAAUUAAGUUGCACUGUGAACCAAAGUUGCAUGAAGAAAACAGAACAUACGCAAAACCAAAAUUGUUCAGAGGUCAUUUAUGCCAUUGUUCAUAUUCAGUGCUUUCAGACCUACAGCAACAUUAUAAUUUAAAUCAGUGUUUUGUGAUGAAAUUGGAACGGAGGAAAUGGGAUAUAUUUGGCAACGGAUAGAAAAGAACCGCUUUCCGGAGUGGAAUUCUACUUUCUUUACCGUUUGUGAAAUGCGUUAACUGUCACAGAAAAAAAAAGCAGUGCCACAGCCCCUGACAGUAAGUGCAUGAAGGAAGUCAUAAAGCUAAUGAUGCACAGCUUUUGUUGUUCCUGGUUAAUGGGGCUUUAAAUAAAGCUAAUUUUCCUCCCCCUUAUUUUUCCAGAGACAAGUCUGUGCCAGCAAGCAUUAAACCUACUCUGGAUGGAAAAACCCCAACUUGUACUCUGUGUUAUACUUGUACUAAUUCCCACGCCAACACCUUUCCAGAUUUAUGACGUUUUCAGACGCUGGCCUGUUUGGACUAGAGGGAUUUUUUUUUUUUUUUUCCCCCCAAAGUCACAAAGCACUUGUGUAACACACUCAGGAAGUGCAUUUGUCAGAUUUUAGAAAUGUUCACAAUGUUUAUUGACAUGAGACAAUCGAUAGCUUUUUCUUGUUUGACUUGUUUGUAUUGCGCAAUAAUGGCUACAGUUCUAGUU